Amphibalanus amphitrite is the source of this 1316-nucleotide messenger RNA. RefSeq lists its product as uncharacterized. The transcript has 2 exons. NCBI's taxonomy places the organism in Eukaryota, Metazoa, Arthropoda, Thecostraca, Balanomorpha, Balanidae. The annotation marks the transcript as partial. The record is from RefSeq and is a predicted model, not a curated record.
AGCUGCCUUUGACAGCGCCUUCAGAGCAGAGACUUUGGUGGUAGAGGCUGUGUCAGUUGGAAGUAAAGUCAACCAUCAGCGACGAGGAAAUUUCAGCGAGCAGCAGCGGUCACGGCACUGACGGAGGAAGGCGGCGGCAGAAAGCUGGCAGUGCCCGGUCCCCCGGCGCCAUGUCCUUCAGGCAGCGGCCGCAGCUGACGGCAGAGGAGCUCCUGCAGCUCCACUCGGAGCCCGGUCUCGGGCUGCACAACCCGGCCUUCGCCCUGGAGGAGAGGCCGCGGCAGGCGUCCGACGUCCUGAGUGACUCUUCGGAUGAUGAGCAGGACGGUAUCACCUUCUCAGCGGGACCGCGCGCGGCCAAAGGGCCCGCUUCCCACACGUCAGUGGAAGUCGAGACGAGUCUGUCGACUCCCGCCGACGUAUCAGCCCGUUCUGAGACGGACCGCAGCCCGACGCAGCCGAGAACGUCGCCUCUCGCGCAGCAGCGGAAUCUGUCAUCUCGCGGCCCUGGCUCCGUCUCUCCGCUCGCCGUCCACAAUGUCUCUGCCGGCCGACCAGACUUCCAACCGUCUGCAACGCCAUCUCCUGACCUGCGCGGCGCCACUACAGCGACCUCCUUCACCCCCGCCGAAGACGACGCUUCCGUCGACGCCAUCACUCCACAUCCUGAUGAGCACCACGAGGAGGCCUUCGACCUCGUCCCAUCGGUCGACUUCGGCGGCCUGGCGCAGCGCCGUCGCCGCCAGGUCUCAGAGUCCUCUCACGGCUCAGUUCGCUCCGUUCCUCGCACCCUGAACGUGCAGAUGCCCGGGUCGCCGGCGCCGACACCUCCCCGGCCGCGACCGUUCCGUCGGUCGGAGACUGUGGCGGCCCUGGGCGUGUCUCCGGCGCUACAGAGGAGACCACUGCGGCUCUCUGAUAACCUGCUGGCUUCCAUUGCGUCCCAGACAGCCGCCGGAGGGGGCCGGAUGGUGCGCCAGCUCAGUGAGACGGGCAGCGCAGGACAGGCUUCCGAGCCGCGGUCACCAGUGCGUCAGCUGCGGCGGACGAACACCGCCAUGUCGCUGCUGUCACAGUCCAGGGACACCCCGCCGACCCCGCGGCGACCCCUGCGGCACACAGAGAACAUCUAUACCAUGCAGGCCCAGUUCAGCACCCCUCCGGCGACCCCCGGCCCUCAGCGCCGGCCGCAGAGGCACACCGAAAACCUACACACCCUCAGAGGAAAGGUGGGCGGCGGCUCUACAUCAGGAGGGGACAGCACGCCCCGACUGCCCGGCUUCCGACUCAUCAGUGCCUCGUCCAACGACCUGAAG